Phyllostomus discolor (pale spear-nosed bat) is the source of this 1919-nucleotide messenger RNA. It is a transcript of the gene ACYP2, whose product is annotated as acylphosphatase 2. The transcript has 4 exons. The coding region runs from base 231 to 551 and encodes 106 amino acids. Lineage: Eukaryota; Metazoa; Chordata; Mammalia; Chiroptera; Phyllostomidae. Gene Ontology annotation, molecular function: acylphosphatase activity. The record is from RefSeq and is a predicted model, not a curated record.
AAGAGCGCCGCGGUGCCUGCGUGUUCUCCUCGGGAAGCCAGCCGGGUGCCACCAAAAGGCGGGGCAGGGACCGAGGCCUGGGGCACCCGGCCCGAGGCCUCUUUCCUCCAGACGUCCCCGGCGGCUCUCGCUCCCAGGCCCCGCAGUCUCAUUUGUCGCCUUCCAACGCGUGACCCCGGCGCGCGCGCGUCCCGGGCCGGUGACUGGCGCGGGGUGCGCCGAGCGGCCCCAUGUGCCCCCUCCUCCUCACGGCCGCCGCAGUUGCCGUGCCUCGAACCUCGCUCCAGCUCCUCGGCAGAGGGCUCGCCGCCAUGUCUACCGCAGGGCCCCUCAAAUCCGUGGACUACGAGGUGUUCGGAAGAGUGCAGGGUGUGUGCUUCAGAAUGUACACAGAAGGCGAGGCGAAGAAAAUCGGAGUGGUUGGCUGGGUGAAGAACACCAACCAAGGCACUGUGACAGGCCAAGUGCAAGGCCCGGAAGAGAAAGUCAAUUCCAUAAGACCUCUGCCAUUUGGUCUUCCUGGACAAAGUGCAAUGUCUUCUGCUGCCUGAGCUCUGGAAUUAAAGCAGAGGAAAGCUUGCUGGAGCCACGGGACACCUGAAAAUCUGCUGCAGCUGUGAUGGUGCCUUUAGCAAAGCGAUCCAAACCAACGGAAGAUGUGUCAUCAGCGCCGUUGCAUCUUCUAUUCAUUUGCGUGGUAUUUGGUAAAAGGCGAAAGAUUUGUACGUUCUGAAGAGAAACCAGAGCAUUGUGGGUGGUAUUUGGAUCACAAAAGAAAUUAGGUCAUGUUUAUAAUAUUUAAAGGGAAAGCAUAAACAACUACAUAUUGGCACUGCACUUCUGAUUUUGUGUCAUUUUUUGCACUUACUCUUUGUGUCAUAACUUUAAUAAACAUCAGAACUAGUAAAAGUUUUAUAUGCUAUGUAAGUUUGUAUACAACUGGAAAAAAUCAAAGCCAUUGGGUGAAUUAUUUUGAUUAACAAUUUUCUACUGCAAAAUGAAAGAUGGUGUUUCUAUUCAUACAUCGUUAUUAGACUUUGGAGUCAGACUUGGGUUUGAAUCCUGGCUUCACUGCCUGGCUUAGUGACUGGAUACAAGCCACAUGACCUCAGCACAGUCUAACUUUCCUCACCUGCAAAAUGCAGAGUCGUGUGCGAGCUGAGGGACUACUGCACAUGAAGUGCUCAGCACGGUGGUGCUCUGCUGUGGGGUCUUGCUGAAUAAAACUGGUAUCAGUACAGCCUGUUUUUAAGGACUGUAAUAACAACUGUGUUUUUCCUUAUAUGAAUUUAGAAAUUAAUGAGCAAAUACCACAGUUUUGAUGCAAUUCGGAUCUAUAAUUGUAAAACAGCCCACUUAUCCACAUUUCCUCCUUUCUGAGAGGCAGAACCAAGGUGCUUGUAGGGAUUUGACUGACGUCUGCACUGGCUCCUCUGUCUUAGGACGUACAUGGGCAGCCAUGCCGGUGAACACUGCUCCAAAACCGCAAGCCUGAAAAUAUGUUAACUUUCUAAAAUUAGGUUUUCAUCAGACAAUUAUUAUUUAUUGACCAUCUAAUAAGUGAAAUACAAAAGUACUACAAAAGACUAAUAUGUUUCCUACUCUACAUGUUUAGAGCUAUCAAAGACUGGGCAUCUCUUAUUUAUACAUUCAUUAAGUAAUUAGGGGGCAUCUCUUUUGUGCUAGAUACAAUGCUAAUGUCCUAGAGACACACGGAGGAAAAGAUAGAUACCUACUCUGAAGAAGCUUACAGUCUAGUAUGGUGUCUAGAAAGGGACUUAAAAGCUACCUCUUAUAAUAGUAUCAGCCUUCCCUGAUACCCCAACCCUCAGGUGAGGGUUAUGUAGUCCUCUCGUGUGUCCCAUAGCAUCCUGUGCUUGACUCAAGGCCACUUGAGGACAGGGACUGUGUCUUAUUUA